This is a messenger RNA of Rubroshorea leprosula, 1270 nucleotides long. The record is from the annotation of a GenBank genome assembly. Lineage: Eukaryota; Viridiplantae; Streptophyta; Magnoliopsida; Malvales; Dipterocarpaceae.
GCUGGGGAAGGGCAUCAUCUCUGAUCGUACAUACCAAAGACAAAUAUGCCAAAAACAUUUCCCUCUUCCCCUUCAACCGUUCCUUCUUUUAAUUCCUUAUGGCACCCUGUCUUCGAGGCUCAUAUUAUUUAACAUUUUCCUCCUAGCUCAUAAUAACUCACCAUCCCCCAAGAAAACUCAAUGGAGAAGUCAAGGAAUACUGAUUUCUGUCGAGGCGGUGAAGAUGAGGAAAGGCAAUCCAUCAAUGGAAGUUCAGCAAAUAUCGACCGAUAUUUUCAAGAUCCAGUCCCCAGUAUUGGUGUGCAAAAUCUCCUAGAGAUCAAUCAGAUUCAGACCGGAGCUGAAACAGAGUUGAUGAGGCAACCAGAACAGUGUCAACGUCAACCAGCAGAUAUAUCCUCAGCAGAUUCUCAUUCAAGAAGAAAUAUUCCUCAGAUUACUGCAGCAGACCCACGUGCAAGAAAAAAAAGGAACGACAAAGCAUAUAGGGAUAGACUCAAGAAAAGAGCAGCGCUAGCGGAUAAACUUGAGCCUGAAAAUGAAGAAUUACGCAAAGAAAUUGCAUCCCAAAAAGCAAUGACAGAGGAUCUUAGAAGAAGAUUGGCCGAACAGGAGAAGAAAGUAGAUGAUCUUACCGAAAUUGGGAAAAAUGUAGAUGAUCUUACAAAAAAAUUGGCCAAAUGGAAGGAGAAGAGGAAUAAGUGCCUGGAAAGAAAACGUGAACUGAAGUCCAAUCUUAAGACAGUGGAGGCUGAAAAUGGAAAAUUAAAGGCUGCGAUAAUUGAAUCCUUGAACGCGUCGGUGAAGCGACUGUCUGAAAGUCGGUCAAUAGAAGUAGACCAACUUAGAAGUAAAUUGGAAAUGGUAGAAAAAGAACUUGCCUCAGUGAAAACUUCCGGACACAGGCAGAGCAUAGUUGGAAGCAGCACCAACUUGAUCGGAGGUUUUGGGCAGUUUUGGCCCAAUGUGGAAAGCAGUCAAGCAAUAGUGAUUCCUUCAUCCCCGGCCUUCCCUGGUGGCAGUGGUACAAGCAGUCCAGCAACAGGGUCGCCCUACCGGGCAUUCCGCAGUCCACAUUUUUGAACUUAGAAUUCCUAAAAGCCCAAGAAUUUAAUAUAUUGCAAUGUAAAUAUAUCAUUUUUUUUUUAUUUCUGGUGCAUAUAAAAUUCCUAGAAUUAUGAUGGAUAUUGCCUGUAUGUGAGAGAUGAUGAGAAAUUGAGACCGGUGAUGUAUUAUAAGUUAUAUUAUUAAAUAAAUUAAUGUAUAUAAU